Messenger RNA from Cryptomeria japonica (Japanese cedar), 597 nucleotides. RefSeq lists its product as uncharacterized. The transcript has 3 exons. Lineage: Eukaryota; Viridiplantae; Streptophyta; Pinopsida; Cupressales; Cupressaceae. The coding region runs from base 1 to 597 and encodes 198 amino acids. The record is from RefSeq and is a predicted model, not a curated record.
AUGUCGGGGCUAGGAGCCAUUCCUAGGCCUAUGAGUGAUGAGAUCGACAUCACAGAUUCAAAUGGGUCAGAUCAGGACAUAGCAACAGAUUAUAGAGAUGACUCAGGCGACAAAGAGAGAUCCGAUGCAUCCGAGGAGGAUUUAGAUGAUCAGGGUGAUGACACAAAGGAGCAGGAGGUAGGUGGAGACAAAGGUGAUCCUGAUACCAGAGAGGGAGAACAUGAUGGAGAUGAUGACGAGGAUGAGGAUGAGGAUGAGGACGAGGAUGAGGACGACGGCAAGGAGGAUGCAAGCGACGAGGAUGAGUCAGGCAUAGUUCAUCACUCUAGAGAGGAUACCAAAUCCAUAGAUCCACCAAGUCUCCCACGACAGGCAAAGAGGGGUCCUGAUCCUGAUCCUCAUCAGACUAUACUGACUAUACAGAGACAGUAUGAGCAAGAAGAGCCCAUCAGAUCCCAGGCUCAGGCAGUCGUUGUCCCCGAUCCUCACUGGCGAGAGGGAGAUCCAGCUAGCGUCCAAGAAUGGCGUUCUCUGAUUCAAAAUAUAGUGACAGACUUUAUUAUGACUGCACACGUACAAAUACUGCACAGACCCUAG